UUGCAGCCAUCCAGAAAGCCAUGGACGCCGCUACGGUGAUAGGGUGUUUCCGGGACAGGACCAUCCUCAUCACGGGCUCGACGGGCUUCCUCGGGAAAUUGCUGGUGGAGAAGAUACUAAGGGUCCAACCAAACGUAAGGAAGCUCUACCUCCUUGUGCGAGCACCAGACGCCGCAUCUGCCCACCAUCGCAUGCUCACGGAGGUUGUAGGAACAGAACUGUUUGAUGUUCUACGAAGCAGGCAUGGAGCUGAUUUCAGUUCUUUUAUCGAAAACAAAAUUUCGCCUCUAGCGGGAGACAUAGUGUAUGAAAGUUGUGCACUCUCAAGCUCUACGAUUGAUCAGAUGUCCAAAGAGAUCGAUGUCAUUGUCAGUGUUGCUGCAACUACUAGCUUCUAUGAGAGAUAUGAUGUUGCUUUGGCAUCAAAUGCCUUAGGGGUCGCCCACGUGUGUCAGUUAGCAACCAAAUGUUCUAAUCUCAAAAUGCUCCUUCAUGUUUCCACUGCUUUCGUAGCCGGCGACCAAGAAGGCUUGUUAUUGGAGAAAUCAUUCAACUCAGGUGAAUCUCUAAGGAAAGGUUACACCUUAGAUAUUGAAUCUGAGAUAAAAUUUGUUGAGAAUGUCAAGUCAAAACUCAGGAUGCAGUUAUGCAGUGACAAGAUAGAAAAGAAGGAAAUGAAGGAACUUGGAUUGAAAAGGGCUAGGCACUUUGGUUGGCCUAACGUGUAUUCACUCACAAAGGCUUUGGGGGAGAUGCUACUUGGGAACUUAGGACGAGACCUUCCGGUUGUCAUAGUCCGUCCUAGCAUCAUACUCAGCACUUUCCAAGAUCCAAUUCCCGGAUGGAUAGAGGGGACUAGGACAAUUGAUAUGUUGUAUGUCGCCUACAAUGACCAAACAAUUCCAUGUUUCAUUGCUGACCGUAAUGUCAUAAGUGAUAUGAUACCAGGAGACAUGGUGAUUAAUGCAAUGAUGGUUGCCAUGGCCAUUAAUUGGGACAAGCACAACACGCAAACAAUUUACCAUGUGACCUCGGGACAUCGGAAUCCACUAAACUACUCUAAUGCAGAGGAAUCACUCUAUGAGUACUUCCGUGCAAAUCCUCGUGUAUCCAAGGAUGGAAGGAUUAUCAAGAAUAAAAGGGUUCUCCUUUUCAAGAAAUACACACAUUUUCAUUUAUACAUGAUCCUACGGUAUAAGCUAGCAUUAGAGGUGUUGCAUAUGAUGAAUGUAUUUGGUGAUUCGUUUUCCAAGUAUUACAAUAAGCUGAACCGCGGCUACAAUUUCUUGACACUUGUCGCCAAGUUGUAUGCUCCAUAUGUCUUCUUUAAAGGAUGCUUUGAUGACACGAACAUGAGGAAGCUGUGGGUGGUGACCACCACAGACAAGCUAAAUGAUGGUUCCAUCUUCGGUUGUGAUCCUGCCUGCAUCAACUGGGGUUUGUACCUCGUGAACACACACAUUCCCGCUGUUAUGGCGAAUGCACGGAAGGCCAAUCAGAUGAAGAAAGCCAACAAGAGUGCAUAAGGGACAUAAAAGAUUAAUAAACGUAUGCAUUAUGUUGUCUAUGGAGGUAUAUUAUAAUAUACUCAUGCUUUCCAUGUACGUGCCAUGAGUAUAGAUAGACAAAACAUACGUGCACACAUAUGUGUCGCGGUCAUAAGUAAUAUAUGUACCAUGUAACACAUUAGCUUGGUCCAUAGUGUGUUAUAUCAGACAUAUGGUUUUCAGGACAUAUCGUCUAAUAAUACAUGUCAUAUGUGUGUAGCAUACAAUAAAUAUUAAUGCAGUACAUUUGCUCCGUA
This is a messenger RNA of Hordeum vulgare subsp. vulgare (domesticated barley), 1804 nucleotides long. Its product is annotated as putative fatty acyl-CoA reductase 7. The transcript has 10 exons. NCBI's taxonomy places the organism in Eukaryota, Viridiplantae, Streptophyta, Magnoliopsida, Poales, Poaceae. The coding region runs from base 21 to 1526 and encodes 501 amino acids. Gene Ontology annotation, biological process: long-chain fatty-acyl-CoA metabolic process; suberin biosynthetic process. Gene Ontology annotation, molecular function: alcohol-forming very long-chain fatty acyl-CoA reductase (NADP+) activity. Gene Ontology annotation, cellular component: intracellular membrane-bounded organelle. The record is from RefSeq and is a predicted model, not a curated record.